AAACAAUUUUGUCGGCGACAAACGUUAUUAAUCAUGUUCAAAACACAGGGUAAUCCCCAAUUAAUACCUUUAUUAAUCAAAAAUUCCCCUUCGCCCCAACUUCCCUUUUCUUCUUCUAAUCCUAUACCGUCCUCGCCUGCUCCCGCUCUCUCGCUCGCUCAUUCCUUCCUUUUCUUCCUCUCCCUCGCCGAUUCCGCCGCUGUUUCCCCCAUCUCCGGUGGUGUUUUGGAGUUUGCAUCUCGUUUUCUUUUCUUUUUGGUCAUUGUCGUCUCUGGCUUUGACCAAUGAGGAGGAUGCUAGUGGCAUUGCUGUUGUUGUUGCUACAAUUGAGCAAUGCUACGAAGAUAGUCGGUGAAGAGCUCGAGCUCGUCGGACAGUGCGAUUCUAAACCAACAUUAGAUCCAAGACCACACAGUGUGUCGAUCUUGGAGUUUGGCGCGGUUGGAGAUGGAAAAACUCUCAAUACCAUUGCUUUCCAAAAUGCCAUUUUCUAUCUCAAAUCCUUUGCUGAUAAGGGUGGAGCUCAGCUUUAUGUUCCACCUGGGAAAUGGCUCACUGGAAGCAUUAAUCUUACUAGCCACCUGACCCUGUUCUUGGAAAAAGGUGCUGUGAUUCUUGGCUCUCAGAAUCCUUCCCAUUGGGAGCUUGUCAAUCCUUUACCUUCAUAUGGUAGAGGUAUCGAAGUUCCCGGGAAACGAUAUCGGAGCUUGAUAAAUGGUUACAAUUUACAAGAUGUUGUGAUAACAGGUGAUGAUGGGGUCAUUGAUGGACAGGGUUUAGUUUGGUGGAAUUGGUUCAGCUCUCAUUCCUUAAACUACAGCCGCCCUCACCUUGUCGAAUUCGAGGAUUCUAAAUAUAUCGUUGUUUCAAACCUCACUUUUUUGAAUACUCCUGCAUAUAACAUUCAUCCAGUCUAUUGCAGUAACGUCUAUAUUUACAACAUCUCUGUCUCUGCACCUUCGGAAUCUCCCCACACGGUCGGAAUAGUCCCAGAUUCCUCUGAUCAUGUAUGCAUUGAGGGCAGCAACAUCGCCACAGGAUAUGAUGCCAUUGCCUUGAAGAGUGGUUGGGAUCAGUAUGGUAUCGCCUAUGGCAGACCAUCUAAAAACAUACACAUUAGAAGGGUCCACCUUCAGUCCUCUUCAGGUUCUUCCAUUGCCUUUGGUAGUGAGAUGUCUGGUGGAAUCUCUAAUGUUCUUGUGGAGCAUGUGCAACUCCACAACUCAUCCACUGCCAUUCAAUUUCGAACCACCAAGGGACGAGGAGGUUACAUUAAAGGAAUAGUCGUUUCCGACGUUGAAAUGGAAAACAUAUCCACGGCGUUCAGUGCCUCUGGUCACUUCGGGUUACACCCGGACGAUGAGUUCGAUCCUAACGCUCUUCCAAUCGUGCAGGACAUAACCUUGCAGAAUGUGAGAGGCUCAAACAUUAAAAUUGCUGGAAACUUUUCUGGGAUUCCGGAAUCUCCCUUCACUUCAAUCUAUUUAUCCAAUAUUACAUUCUUAAUCAGUUCAUCUUCUUCGAGUUCUUGGAUCUGUUCAGACGUUUCUGGCUUUUCGGACUCUGUAAUCCCACCGCCCUGUUCUGAUCUCAGUCAUCCAUAUUCAAUUUCUUCCUCAGCUGCUUCUCCUCUUCUGAAUUCAGCUCGAAAAACUGCUGUUUUGUGAAAAAACCCUUUCGAUCCAUGGUUCAACAAUUAUAUAUUUCAAAACUUUCAACCAUUUCCUUUUCCAAGUCGAGCCAGAUUCUUUCAAAUAAAAAACCACAUGUUGCAGUCUGCUGAUUUAUUUGUACAGAGUUCAAUUUCUUCAUUCACGUGUAAGGAAAUUUUUGGUAGUGAUUUUACAGGUCGUUCGGUAUCGUUCGUGUUGCUUCUUUAAAUUAUUAUUCCCCCAUUAAGAGCUUGGUGCAUUUGUAAGUUCACUGUAAAUUGUUCAUUUGUUGUGAAGGGCUGAAAGGAUAAUACUCUAGUUGAUGUGAAAAGCAAUUCAUGUGGAGCCAAGUGAUUGGAAUAAAGGGAUCUUGGUAACACUCUGCUGCUUGUUUAAGUAAAUUAAGUUGUCUGUCUUUCACUGUUCUUCA
Messenger RNA from Cucurbita pepo subsp. pepo (vegetable marrow), 2082 nucleotides. RefSeq names its product putative polygalacturonase. The record is from RefSeq and is a predicted model, not a curated record. NCBI's taxonomy places the organism in Eukaryota, Viridiplantae, Streptophyta, Magnoliopsida, Cucurbitales, Cucurbitaceae. Gene Ontology annotation, biological process: carbohydrate metabolic process. Gene Ontology annotation, molecular function: polygalacturonase activity.